Molecule: messenger RNA, 906 nt
Organism: Hypoxylon trugodes
Lineage: Eukaryota; Fungi; Ascomycota; Sordariomycetes; Xylariales; Hypoxylaceae
Exons: 2
Coding region: 1-750 (249 amino acids)
Source: RefSeq, a predicted model, not a curated record
AUGUGUAGUAGAUUAUUCGUAGAAGUCCCGCCGCAGACGCUUCGAUUAUUCGAGCAGCUCGAGGUACACGAUAUCUUCCUUAUCGAAUGGCAGCACCCUCUUUUAAUCUGUCUAGGAUACCAAACACUCGUCAGACAAAAUGAUUAUUUCUUCCUCGCUCCAGACGAACAACUCCCCAUAAUCGAGCAUCUCGCCGCCGGUCUCGGUUACCAACCCGCCGACCACAAGACACUGCCCCCAGCUUAUUCAUCCGAGUAUUCUAAUCUGGGGCUUCGAUACAUAAUCCGGGAGUUCGAAAAGAGUCGCUUUAACGUCAACCCAUGGAAUAGACUUGUGUUCCUACCUUUAUCUUGGACUAGCAUUUCGCGCGAUGAAGCAACGCGGCUUAGCGCUUCGGAGAACAAGUUACCGUGUACGGUUCACACGGUGUCUAUAUCCGUCGCCUGCACCGCGCUCAUGCGCAUCAUGACGCGAGAAAAGCGAGGAAGUCGUCUACGAGCGCGUGUGACUGCUGAACUAGUUAAUGCCAUUACACAUCACUACUUCGACACGAGCUAUGAGGGCGAUUAUAUGGAUAUACCGCCGGAUACGCAACCAUGGACCGAGAAGGAAGUCACAGAGAUGAAUAAUGCGAUUAAGGACAUUGAAAGCUGGAAGAUGAGGGAAGGAGAGGAGUGGAUUAGGAGCGAGCUGAUACGGGCUGUGUCGGGGAAGAUAGGGUAUCAUGAGUUGUCUUGCGGGAAGGAGUAAUUGUGCUUGGUUGUAGUUUCCAAAGAAGUAGAGGCAAUCGCAAUGGCAAACAGUUGAUAGCAAGCCUUCCUUAAAAAGUGUGCGCGCGCGUGGCCUUAGGGAGGCAGUCACCACCCAUGGUGGUACAAACUAUAUAAGGUAGUUGCGAUUGUGCCC